This is a messenger RNA of Chrysochloris asiatica (Cape golden mole), 1725 nucleotides long. RefSeq names its product zinc finger protein 614 (gene ZNF614). The record is from RefSeq and is a predicted model, not a curated record. Lineage: Eukaryota; Metazoa; Chordata; Mammalia; Afrosoricida; Chrysochloridae. Gene Ontology annotation, biological process: regulation of DNA-templated transcription.
AUGAUUGAGGUCCAGAGGUCGUUAACCUUAGAGGACGUGGAUGUGAACUUCACCUGGGAGGAGUGGCAGCUCUUAGACUCUGCUCAGAAGGACCUGUAUCGGGAUGUGAUGUUAGAGAACUAUAACAACCUGGUAUUGAUGGGGUAUCAGGGUAGCAAACCAGAUGCAUUCUCUAAGCGGGAACAAGGAGAAGAGCCUUGGAUAACGGAAGAUGAAAUUCACCCGAUAGUCUGUCCAGAAAUCAAGAAAGGUGACCAUCUUCGAAAAGAACAUGUCCAAAACCAAAGUUUUCUCGAAGGAAAAGAUCAAUGCCGUGAACAGAAUGUCUUUGAAAAUAAUGUUCAUCUAACAAAAUUACCCCAUUUUACCCUUGUGCAAAAUCUUAUGUUUGACUUAAAUAGAAAAACUUUGAAAUCAAAUUUAAUUGUGGUCAACCAGAACAGAAGAUCUGAAAUAAUGAACCCUGCCGAGUUUAAUGGAGAUAGAAAAAACCUUCUACAUGGAAAGCAUGAACAAUUUCAUGCUGAAAUUCGAUUCCCUGAAGCUACAAAAUGCAUCAAAACUAAACCCCAAGUUUAUAAACAUCAGAGAACUCACAAAGUAGAGAAACCCCAUGCAUGUGUUGACUGUGGGAAAUCCUCCAUCAAGAAAUCUCAACUCAUUUACCAUCAGAACAUUCAUACAGGAGAGAAAUUCAGUGGAUGUAGUCAAUGUGCGAAAUCCUCUAGAAAUUUCACUAUGAAGAGCAGUCUCACUGUACAUCAGGAAACCCAAGUGGGAGAGAAAUCCUACAUAUGCAGUGAAUGUGGGAAAGGCUUCACAAUGAAACGCUAUCUGAUCGCACACCAGCGAACUCAUUCUGGGGAGAAACCCUAUGUGUGCAAUGAAUGUGGAAAAGACUUUACUGUGAAGAGUAAUCUCAUUGUACAUCAACGAACUCAUACAGGAGAGAAACCGUAUAUAUGCAGCGAAUGUGGGAAAGCCUUCACCAUGAAGCGCUAUCUUGUCGUCCAUCAACGCACUCAUACUGGGGAGAAACCCUAUGUUUGCAAUGAAUGUGGAAAAGGCUUCACCGUGAAGAGCAAUCUUGUUGUACAUCAGCGAUCUCAUACAGGGGAGAAGUCUUACAUAUGCAGUGAAUGUGGAAAAGGCUUCACCGUGAAACGCACUCUUGUUAUACAUCAGCGAACUCACACAGGGGAGAAAUCCUAUCUCUGCAGUGAGUGUGGGAAAGGCUUCACCACAAAGCGCACGCUCAUCAUACAUCAGCGAACUCAUACUGGAGAGAAACCCUAUGAGUGCAGUGAAUGUGGGAAAGCCUUCAGCCAGAAAAUAUGCCUCAUACAGCAUGAGCGGUGUCAUACAGGCAAUACUCCAUUUGUGUGUACCGAAUGUGGAAAAUCCUACUCACACAAAUAUGGUCUCAUAACCCACCAAAGAAUUCACACAGGAGAGAAGCCAUUUGCAUGUGGUGAGUGUGGGAAAGCCUUCACCACUAAGUCAGUCCUCAAUGUUCAUCAGAGAACUCACACAGGAGAGAGACCAUAUGGAUGCAAUAACUGUGAGAAGUCCUUCUCCCACUUGUCAAACCUUGUUAAACAUAAGAGAAUGCAUGCAAGAGAAAUGGGAGAUUCAGUUAAGGCAGAAAUGCCUUUGAAAGAGAAUCAGAAACCAUUGCAUACAAGUGAUCUUAUGCAAAAGAACAAAAUCCACCAAAUACAGUGA